Molecule: messenger RNA, 723 nt
Organism: Miscanthus lutarioriparius
Lineage: Eukaryota; Viridiplantae; Streptophyta; Magnoliopsida; Poales; Poaceae
Source: the annotation of a GenBank genome assembly
AUGGCGGUUUUGGUGGUCGAGGAUACAAUGCGCACCGUGAAGGUUUUGGUGGUGGUCGCCGGGGAAGAAAAUAGUGUGCCUCGUCAAGGCAGUUCAGCGCCUUCUAAAAGCCAAGCCAAUGUUUUCACUACCCCAAAUGCAAGAUCAGCGGGCAAAGGUCGUCAAUCGGCUGCUGGAGAAGUCCUAGGAGGUCUAGAUCCAACUCAGGAGAAUCCUGAACAAUUUUCAACUCAAGAAACCAGUCCAGAUGACAAACAUUGGUCUGAUCCUGAUGAACCUAACUUUGUUGAUGAUGUUGAAAUGCCUCACCCAGAUGAUAUAGAGGAUCCAUGGAAACCUUUGAAUCCACAUGAACCUGGCAACCUAAAGAUUCGGCCUUACAUGAGAGAUUUGAAAGAUGACAAUAGAUCAAAUACUGGCAUUAAUUUUGAUGAUGAUGAUCCAGACAUGCCAAACGACAUAGAUGUUGAUCCUGAUGUUCCAAUAUAUCUUGACGAGACUAUUGCUGCAACUUCCAAUGGUACACAGGAUGACAUAGAUACACAUGCAAGCCUCGACGACUUGUGUCAGUCACAUCUGGAUAAAAAUCUAUCUUUUGAUAUCGGUUUAUAUGGGGAGCAAAUCCUUGACACACUUUCAUCAAGAACUGAUAGUACAAGAACUGCAUCUUGUAGUGAGAUUGUUAGUGGCAGACCAAAGUAUAAGGUUGCCACAAAAUUCUGA